AAAAGUAGGGAAAACCUUCAAAAGGAACGUCACGAUUAUUGUGCUGACGAUUGGCAUUUCAGCCAGAAUCAAGUGAAGAUGUUGUUCAUCGACAUCAUCGGUGUUUUCGUUGUGAUUAACUUACCGUGCUUUUUCGGAAAGCCGAUUACUCUAAAUUGGGCCCAAAAAGUUGCACUUUCGUCCUUGUUCGUAGAAGAGAUUUUUGCUUGCAGCAAUCAGGAGUCCAAACAAUGGUCAUAUGAUUUCCACGAAUGCUUCAUCGAUAGAAAAGCUAAUGAUGGAGGACGCGACCUCGAAAGUAUUGUCGACAGGAUUUUGGAUCACUCCAAAGAUUGUAUUCGAAAAUCCGACAAAAAGUGCAGACCAUACUAUGAUGGCUUCAUCAUUAUUAUGGAAAAAGUCAUCCAGCAAAUAAAAGAUUAUGCAGAUAUGUAUCUGGAAUACAUUCAUAACGGUAGAAGUAGAAUCAGAGAUCUGAAUUGUGUUGAAAAUGUCUUGUCCAUUGAAACUUAUUCGGAGUGUUUUAAAGGUGCAUUCAAAUAUAAUUCCUCAGAGUUGGAAUUCGGAAAAGAGAUUGAAAACUCCAUUCGAUGUACCAACCAGAAAAACAAUGGUUGCAGCGAUUUGGCUAGAACUGAUUUGAACGCCAUCGUAAGAAUAUUAAUGGGCGUGGACGCCCCUGAGAAUGGAGAAGAUUUCUGGGAUAGCGAGCCAACCGAGAGCACGGAUCCACCAGAGAUAAGAUGGGAAGAUGUCUUAGUGACCGAUCCGCCCAAACAACAGGAACAGCCGCAGCCAUGGGCUUGGUAUGACUAUGUCUUGGAACCCUUUAGAUACGCCUGGAGCGCCAUUAGAUCCUUUUUCGGAUUUUGAUUCGUUUGAAAUCCAUGUGCAUGAGCCAAAAAGUGUUUUCAAUGUGUAAAAAGUUGUUGGUUUUAAUAAAAUGUUUAAAAUGUG
Molecule: messenger RNA, 957 nt
Organism: Uloborus diversus
Lineage: Eukaryota; Metazoa; Arthropoda; Arachnida; Araneae; Uloboridae
Exons: 5
Coding region: 79-873 (264 amino acids)
Source: RefSeq, a predicted model, not a curated record